This is a messenger RNA of Aaosphaeria arxii CBS 175.79, 1388 nucleotides long. Its product is annotated as N-terminal nucleophile aminohydrolase. The transcript has 4 exons. Lineage: Eukaryota; Fungi; Ascomycota; Dothideomycetes; Pleosporales. The record is from RefSeq and is a predicted model, not a curated record. The coding region runs from base 128 to 1279 and encodes 383 amino acids.
GUGCUACAGUCAUAUUGUCUUCUUCCAUAAAACUGCGCGCACAACGAACCACACACCCAACCUACAAUCCACACUUCCGAGCUGAGCAUUCCCAUUGCAUGCUUUAGCUAUUGUCCCUUGGAACACGAUGUGCAGAUUUAUGGUCUACAAGGGCAAGGAUGAGAUACUUCUCUCCGAACUCAUCCUAAACCCGACUCAUUCCAUUCUCACACAGUCUUUCGAUUCUCGGUUGCGAUUAGACCGUCGCCGACCGCACAAUGGCGAUGGCUUUGGAAUUGGGUACUACACCUCGCCAUCGCUCGGGCCUGAGCCAUGCGUAUUUACUUCUACCAUUCCUGCUUGGAACUGCAUAAACCUAUCUCGUAUCGCAUCGAAGACGACGUCCUCGCUCCUGUUCGCACACGUUCGCGCCACCACCGAGGGCAACUUGUCCGAUUCCAAUUGCCACCCGUUCCUAUACAAAAGUCUCAUGUUCAUGCAUAAUGGAGGGAUAGGAUGUUUCAAGCAGAUCAAGAGGCGGUUGGCCUUGAGCUUGAACGAGCAGUGGUUUACGCUCGUCCAGGGCUCCACAGAUUCCGAGUGGGCAUUUGCCUUGUUCCUGGACUGCUUGGACAAAGCGGGACAUCACCCCGACUCGGAACCUAAGAAGGGCGGAUUUGGGCAUACUGUACUGCGGAAGGCCAUUUUGAAGACGAUCGAAAGGAUAAAUGGAUUUAUCAAGGAGAUUGUGGGCGAGGAAGGCGUCGGAAGCGAAGAUAGCAGGAGUCUGCUGAACUUUGCCGUUACAGACGGAGAUAGUGUCAUCUGCACACGAUAUGUCAGCUCCCGAACCGACGAAGCUGCGAGUCUGUUUUUCUCCAGUGGGACAAGCUGGAAAGAAUCAAAAGGAAACCAACAUGGGACUGAGAGCACGAGCUCUACCGACCCUGAAAAGAAGGACUAUGUGAUGGAGAGAAGAGAUAAAGGUUCUGACAUUGUCCUUGUCGCAAGUGAGCCAUUGACAUUUGAGAGAGACAAUUGGGUUACCGUUCCCACAAACUCGACCAUUACAAUCUACAAGCAGACCGUCAUGAUACAUCCUAUCAUCGACGAAUUCUACUCAGCCAACCCUGCGCAUUCCCGUUCUGCGGGCUUCGCACAAGCGAAAGGGCAGACCAUUACUGGCCCGGAUAAGAGAGUCUUACCUCAGUCAAGCAACGGAACUGAUAGUGGAUCGGUCAGCCCACAAAGAAGCGCGGAGAUUGUGAACGGAGCUAUCAGCAGGCUGAAGGUGAAUUGAUUAAAUCCGCUUCUCAAUGAGGAUGUGGCGGCCUUAACGGGUUGUUGUUUGCAUAGCGUUCUCGCAAAUUGUAUGGCUGAGUUGCAUCACAGCAAUCAAUUCAGUUAAA